Messenger RNA from Leptosomus discolor (cuckoo roller), 1454 nucleotides. The record is from RefSeq and is a predicted model, not a curated record. NCBI's taxonomy places the organism in Eukaryota, Metazoa, Chordata, Aves, Leptosomiformes, Leptosomidae.
AUGUCUUUACAGUCUCCAAGGACAUUAUCACCUACCCCUUCUGCAGAAGGUUACCAAGAUGUUCGGGAUCGCAUGAUUCACAGGUCUACUAGUCAGGGCUCCAUUAACUCUCCAGUGUACAGUCGUCACAGCUACACGCCCACCAUGUCACGUUCCCCUCAGCAUUUUCACAGACCUGGCAAUGAGCCGUCCAGCGGUCGGAACUCCCCUGUCCCCUAUCGGCCCGACAGCCGCCCUCUCACUCCAACUUACGCUCAGGCCCCUAAACAUUUCCAUGUUCCAGAUCAAGGUGUCAACAUUUACAGAAAACCACCCAUCUACAAACAACAUGCUGCUUUGGCAGCACAGAGCAAGUCCUCCGAGGAUAUCAUCAAGUCCUCCAAGUUCCCAGCAGCUCAUGCACCAGCACCCAACGAGAUACCAAAGAUUGAGACAGACCACUGGCCAGGUCCUCCCUCCCUUGCGGCCAUAGGAGCUGACAUGAGACGCAGAUCAAGUGGAAGAGAGGAAGAUGAUGAGGAGCUACAGAGACGCCGGCAGCUGCAGGAGGAGCAGCUCAUGAAGCUCAACUCUGGUCUGGGACAAUUGAUAUUGAAAGAAGAGAUGGAAAAGGAGAGUCGCGAUAGGUCAGCCCUUUCUGCCAGUCGUUACGAUUCUCCAGCACAUGCUUCAGCCUCCAAAACGUCUUCUCUCCCUGGCUAUGGAAAAAAUGGACUUCACAGGCCGGUGUCUACAGAUUUUGGUCAGUACAACAGUUAUGGGGAUGUGAGUGGUGGUGUCAGAGAUUUCCAGUCCCUUCCGGAUGGUCAUGUCCCUGGAAUGAGAAUGGACAGAGGAGUAUCUAUGCCUAACAUGUUGGAGCCAAAGAUUUUUCCAUAUGAAAUGCUCAUGGUGACCAACAGAGGGCGAAAUAAAAUACUAAAAGAUGUAGACAGAACCAGGCUUGAGCGUCACUUAGCACCUGAGGUUUUUCAAGAAAUAUUUGGCAUGACAAUACAGGAGUUUGACAAGUUACCUCUCUGGAGACGCAACGACAUGAAGAAAAAAGCAAAACUCUUUUAAUCUCCCUUUAAACAAACCAACAACAAAUGACGCCUAGGGUAUUGUGUCAUACACUCCAAACUAUUUGGAAGCGACUACUUAUCCACCAAAAAGGGAAAACCAUAUAGUGGCACCUCUGUACACAGCAAUUGAACAAGAUGAACAUUUGACCUCCUGGAACAUAGGGAGAAAAAUAUCUGGGCUCAGAAACAACAAUGAUAGUUGUCAGAGGUGUCGACUUGGUACAUGAUAUUAUACAAGAUAGGAAACUGUUCUGUUCUUCUCCCUCAAUGAUACUCCCUUUACUUCUCUCCACAAUAUGAUGGACUUUAUUGCUAGAGCCAGGAAGUGCCCUUAGGAUGCCUUGUAGACUAAAGUAGUUGUAACCACUCCAAGAACUGGAAAAGAAUAUA